This is a messenger RNA of Arabidopsis lyrata subsp. lyrata, 1139 nucleotides long. RefSeq lists its product as uncharacterized. Gene Ontology annotation, cellular component: peroxisome. The record is from RefSeq and is a predicted model, not a curated record. The coding region runs from base 103 to 828 and encodes 241 amino acids. Gene Ontology annotation, molecular function: RNA nuclease activity. Lineage: Eukaryota; Viridiplantae; Streptophyta; Magnoliopsida; Brassicales; Brassicaceae. Gene Ontology annotation, biological process: regulation of gene expression. The transcript has 6 exons.
UAUAUAUUUACCCUAAUCGAUAUAGAGAUCAAGUAUCUAUCUGAAAAGUUGUAUUUGCGAUCGAAACGAUUAGCGGCGGUGUUACUCUCUCUCUUGUCUUGAAUGAUGGAGCGUCCUCCUACAAGUGAGGUAGCUAGGGCUCCAAUAGCGGUCUAUUGGGACAUGAAGAUGUGUCCGGUUCCCUAUGGCUAUGAUGCUCGUCGUGUGGGUCCGUUUAUUGAAUCGAAUUUGAGGCAGUUAGGCUACACUGGUCCUAUCACCAUCACUGCUGUUGGCUUACUAUCAGAUGUCCCUGAACAGAUCCUUGAAGCGCUCUUUUCCUCUGGAGUCUCUCUUUCUAACGUCCCCUACGGUACCAGAGACGUGGCAACGCUUGUCUUGUUUCGUACUUUCGAUUUUCCACCUCCAGCUAGUUUCAUGGUCAUAUCCCAUCCAGAAGAUGCCGCUGUAUUUCUUGACUUGGUAAGUGAGAUAGGAUACAACACUAUUUUCCCGUUUCCACUCAAAGAAGCCGCUUCUCAUCUAGAAGAUGAUGAUGGAAAGCCCCUCUGGGAAAACUUUCUUCGGGCAGAGCCUCCUGAGGAGGAUAAGUGCAGUGAAACAGGUCAAUCCUGGGUUUGCCGUGUGUGCCAUGGAGUUACUGGCCGAGACUUUCAAAGCUUUAUGACUCAUCUCUCUACUCCAAAACAUAUUUGGGAGUUUCCGCGCUGGCAUACCUAUGCUACUAGCGGCAACCAAAUCCCCUGUGUAAGCUCGGACGAAUCGGUGGAUGCUGUUGAAGAGGCUCCCCUUGAUUCUUAUCCCGAGAAUGCUACUAUCAUGGCUUAGUAGCGAAAGCACAAGAAGAGGAGGACGUGAAGAAGAAGAAUAUGAAGAGUACAUGGCCCUUGGUGUUGUUCUUCUCGAAGGCCUUCCCUUUCGUGUGGUGAAUCGGACAUUUGUUCUACUUGUAGCGGCAAAUGUUGGGUUAACUUAUAAGUCGUUUUUCUUUUUAAGUUAUGGAGAUCGGACAUAGUAACCGUAUGGUAUGUUUGAAAUGAUCAAUAAUGUGACAAGUAUGUUUUUAUCUACGUGUGAUAAAAAAAAUAUUAACACUAAAGCUCUUUGAAUAUUCGAUAGUAAAUGCCGGCUUAUAGCUC